This is a messenger RNA of Amorphotheca resinae ATCC 22711, 1409 nucleotides long. RefSeq lists its product as hypothetical. Lineage: Eukaryota; Fungi; Ascomycota; Leotiomycetes; Helotiales; Amorphothecaceae. The transcript has 2 exons. The record is from RefSeq and is a predicted model, not a curated record. Gene Ontology annotation, biological process: mitotic cell cycle; kinetochore assembly; mitotic sister chromatid segregation. Bases 151 to 1137 code for a protein of 328 amino acids. Gene Ontology annotation, cellular component: nucleus; chromosome, centromeric region.
CACAACAACCUCCCAUAGCAUCCCUAUGAGUAAAGAGAACACCGAUAUUUAUGGCCCUUUAACUGACCUCUUUAACGCGGCCAAUUCUUUGAAAUUGGAUAUUUUCCUGUCCUUCCUUGACUGUGGGCGCAAAACCUGUUAGCUACAACAAUGAGCGCGCCGAUCACUUCAGAUACAACGCUCUUGACAGAGCAUUUAACCUAUAGACCAGCGGCCUUGAUCGAUGAUAUAAUAAAUAGCAUAAACACCCUCGCGUUCAAAGCGACCGAUGCCGUCGAGAAAGGCCUCCUCUCCGCCGACCCAGCCAAUCUAGGCUUUCAAAUCCCCCCUCAAACCUCUCCCGAAGCCGAAGAAGCCGCCAUAGCGAUCCAAGAGAAAGCGAAGCUCGAGAUCGAGAACGGGGUGCAUCAACUAGAAACGCUGCUCGAGGCCAAAAUCGACAAGAAUUUUGAUAAAUUAGAGGUGUGGGCAUUGAGGAACGUCUUGAGCGUGCCCCCGGAAGUCAGGAACUGGGUACGGUUGAGUCAUUACGAGGGAUUGAACUUUACACACGACGCCGAUGCGCCGAGUAGUGAGUCGAUUGCGCUCCAGCGGAGGAAACUGAGGGAGACACAGAAGUUGCAUUCGUUGCUGCUGGCCGAAACAGCGAAAAAUGAAGCUACGAUCUCAUCACUGAAGGCGUUGCUUUCCAACCAAGUCCCAAAAACGGAGCCCAAGGAUGAUGCAGAGCCGGAAUAUCCUACUUUUGCGUUCUUGCAGAAUAGGGGUGAUUUGACGGGCGAUGGAUCGCAUCCCAUCAGCACAACUGCCUCAUUCGCAUUAUCACAAUUGCCGGCUUUGAAGGCAUUACUGCAGAACUUGAAACCGCGGCUAAAGAACUUGGCAAAUGGUGACGACAAGCAGGGUCUGGUUGGGGAGGAAGAAAAGAGCUGGAGGAGGCAGAGAUUAGAAUUCGUGGAAAAGGAGACAAGAAGGCACCUGGAGAACGUACGGGGCCUGGAAUUGGGCGAGAUGGGAGAGGUUAUAGAUGGCGAAUGGCAAAAAGAAGGAAGGCGACUUGGGAAAGGUGAAGUGGAGGACCUGGAACGAGUUGUGGGAAUGGUUGGCGGAGGGGAUGCUAAGGGUGAGAGUGUGUAAAACUCCAUUUAGAAUGCUUUGCAGUCCGGGAAUAGGCGUUUUUGGAAUACCAGGAGGACAGUUUAGGUUAAGGAGAACAGGGGAAUACUUGGUGGAAAGAUAUCAAGGACAAGGACGAUAGCAACCGGGCGAAUACCAACAAACACCCAACUAGAUUCACUAGUAUGAACUUAGAACUAAUAAUUCUGAUAUACGACUAGCAUCAGGAUCCAUUAUAUCUACCUUAGUACCUAGCUGUACAAUUUUAGAGCAGUAUUCAAGCAGAGUUCACG